GGUAACAGCAAUGAUUUACAUCGCAACGAUAGGAUGGAAGUAUUUAUCUGGAAAUUACUGUUUUUAAUGUCAAAGAACUGAAUGCCUGUGUUGUGAGUGACUGAAGUCAUGGCUUACUGGAUCCAGUUUCGUUGGAGAAUCUGGUUGUUGGUUCCACUGGCUCUGGAUCAUCUCGCUCUUGCUGAUGAUCUGAAGCCCACCAGAUGGCCUCUUUACCCUCAGAAGCCUGUGGUUCUGGUCUGGAACGCCCCAACAGAAGACUGCAGUCUUCGGCACAAGGUCCACUUCCAGCUCGAUCAAUUUCAGAUCGUGGCAUCUCCGAAUAAAGGCUUUGCCGAGCAGAACCUCACCAUAUUCUACAAAGAGCACCUGGGCCUUUAUCCGCACUUUCAUGAAGGUGUGGCUGUCAAUGGUGGACUACCACAGAUCGCCAGCCUCACGCACCACAGAGAGACGAUGCCGGAGGGGAUUGCAAAGUACAUUCAUGACCAAUCGGCGCGAGGCCUGGCCGUGAUCGACUGGGAGGAAUGGCAUCCAAUUUGGAAACGGAAUUCGGAUGCCAAAGACAUUUACAAGAACCAGUCGCAGCGCUUAGUGGCCCAGAAAAACCCGGGCUGGACUUCAACCCAGAUUUACAAAGUAGCUCAGCAGGAGUUCGAGAUGUCCUGCCGUAAAUUCAUGUUAGAGACGUUGCGGCUAGCCAAAAGCUUGCGUCCUAACCAGCUUUGGGGCUUCUACCUCUUUCCUGACUGCUACAACCACGACUACCGCAACAGUCUGGAGAACUACACGGGACGCUGCCCGGAUGCAGAGGUGGCCAGGAACGACCAGCUGAAGUGGCUGUGGACUGAAAGCACGGCCCUGUUUCCAUCCGUGUAUAUGAGCUCGGUGUUGCGUUCGACAUCCUCCGGUCGCCAGUUUGUCCGAAGCCGGGUGAAGGAGGGAAUGAGAUUGGCAUCGGUGGGAGAGGGAUUGGCACGUCCUGUUUUUGUCUACAGCCGCCCUACCUAUGCCAAUGAGCUGGAGCUGCUGACAGAGAUGGAUUUGGUGUCCACCAUUGGAGAAAGUGUGGCUCUGGGAGCAGCUGGUGUCAUUCUCUUCGGUGAUGCUGCUUAUGCCGGCCAGCAAU
Molecule: messenger RNA, 1129 nt
Organism: Carassius auratus (goldfish)
Lineage: Eukaryota; Metazoa; Chordata; Actinopteri; Cypriniformes; Cyprinidae
Product: hyaluronidase-2-like
Exons: 3
Biological process (GO): carbohydrate metabolic process; hyaluronan catabolic process
Cellular component (GO): cytoplasmic vesicle
Molecular function (GO): hyaluronoglucuronidase activity; hyalurononglucosaminidase activity
Source: RefSeq, a predicted model, not a curated record